CUAGGUAGUGGGUAUAGGGAUGUACCCUGUAAAAUUCUUUUCAUUUUUCUGAAUGUUUGAAAUUUUUCAUAAAAAAAUGUAGGAGGGCAAUAUUUGAGGGUCCCUCCAUAGACUGGGAAGGGAGUAGCAGGGGGCGUUGUAUAACAUUCGUCUCAUUUAUGGAGCUGAUUAUGGACCGAGCCCUUUUCUAGGCACUGGGUUUUGACUACGCUUGUUACUCAGCUGGUCCACAUUCACACGGCUGCACUGGAUGUUAAAACCUGAAAUAUUUCCCCACCGUUUGGUAAAUGCUUGCCAUUUUGAGUCCUCUCCCUCUCCUCCCACCCCAAGACACACUGACCUCCCUCCCGGGAUCCCAGAGCACCCCACCAUCCAGUGAUGAAAGAAUUCACAACUGGCACAGAAAGAAGCCUUGGGUCCAUUCUGAUUGGCGAGGGUCUCUGCCAUACUGGUUGCAAAUAUUUUGAACAUUACCCCUGAACUGCAGCAGCCUUGAGCCUUAUCUUCCUCCCUGCCAGAGGCCAGGCCAUGGCCUGCUGGCCUCCUGCAUCCUGAAGAUGGCCCAGCCAGAGGACCAGGCCUUGGCAGGCCCCACCGAUGGCGAGAGACUGGUCCCAUCACAGGAGAAUGGAGCAGGCGAAAUCUGCUUAGGGACCCUUGGAGCCCCAGAGCCACUUCUUCGACUGCAGAGGACAUGGGGGGUGUGGCAGAUCCCAGAGCUGGAGGCCCAGGGUGCAGAAGCCCUUCUGGAGCUGUGGCCACCGGGGAGUUUCCUGGUCACAGGACAUGACCCCAGCCAGGUCCUGGUGUUGCGGACAGGACCUUCACCAGGGGAAGUCAACACCUACCAGAUCCAGAAGCUUCCUGGAGGUGUGUCCCUGGAGUCCUCUAACCUCUGCAUGCCAGACCUGCCCCAUCUCCUGGCCUUCCUAUCAGCCAGCAGGGAUGUUUUGCCCAGAACGCUACUCUUGCCCCCUCCCACUCUAGGACCUGGGGAACAGCACACAGAUCCUCUACAGAUUGGCAGUGUCCAGCUCAAUACCUCAGGGAGGAUGUUCUUUGUGAUGAACAAGCUCUACCUGGAGUCGCACAGAGGGCAGGGGAUGGAACAGACUCCCCCAGAGACACCUCCAGAAACUACCAAGAAAAAUGAUCCAGCCCCCAGGAACCCCAGCCCUCAUCGGGUCUCUUGGGUCGAAGGCCCACUCAGCCCAGAAGUAGACCAUCCUGGGCUAGCUCUGGCCAGCCUGGAGGAGGAGGAGGAAGAGGAGGGUGACGACUACAAAGAUAAAGAAGGACUAGAGGAUGUGCUUACUAGUCAUAUCAGGGCCCUGGCUAUGGCCCGGAGCAGCUAUGUGGCCAGGCAGUUCCGAGGCCUUCAGGCCCGUGUCAUCUCAGACGCCGGAGGCUCCCACAGGCCUGGGGACCCUGCCACGGAGCUGCUUCAGGAUGUGCGGCACUUCCUUACUGACCUCCAGGAUCACUUAGCAAAGGAUCCCAAUGUCAGGGCUGUCUUUGGGAGCAGAGGGCCUGGGCUCCCCCAGAAGGACGAGGAUCUUGGCCCCGCGGUGGAGACGGCCUUGUGCCGGGCGGUAUUGGCGCCCCUGAAGCCAGCCCUGUGGACGCGACUCCGCACGCUCCGCGCCCCAGAGUUGCGGCGACUGCGGAGGCGCCAAACAGCCCUGCGGGCAGGGGCGGGGCCUCCCGGGGCUCAGGGGGCGGGGCCUGAGGGGCAGGGCCUCGCCCCCGCCCCCACCCUACGGAGCCGCGUCCACUCACGCCUCCGGCACCUUCACGCUGCCUGUGCCCCACGCCGUAAGGUGGCGAUGCUGCUGGCGGUGUGCAGUGACAUCUACGCGGGCCUGGCUUCCGGCGAGAACCAAGAGCCCCUGGGCGCUGAUGCCUUCCUCCCAGCGCUGACUGAAGAGCUUAUCUGGAGUCCAGACAUUGGGGAGACACAGCUGGAUGUGGAGUUUCUUAUGGAGCUCUUGGAUCCUGAAGAGCUACUGGGAGAAGUUGGGUACUACCUGACCACAUGGUUUGGGGCACUCUACCACAUUGCCCACUACCAGCCUGAGGCAGGAUGGGCGCCCAAGCGGCUCAGUUCCGAGGCCAGUGCCUCCCUGCGCCAGUGGCACCGCAGGCGGACGCUGCAAGGACAAGGCCACUCCAGAGCCCAGGCUGACCUGCCCUUUGAGGAACCCUGGGGAAUACAGACUGUGCCAGGAGACCAAUGAUGAAUAGGAGUCUCAAGCCUUUCUGCUCUUCAAGCAAGAUGCAUGGGCACCUGUUGUUUAGGGGCAGCAAGGAGGCGGAGAUCCCAGGAAAAGGGAACAACCUACCUCUGGGCCUUUGCAUUGGCUGUUCCUGCUUCCUGGAAUGCCCUUCCCUAAUAUCUACACUGUUCCUUCUCUCCCUUCUUUCAGAUCUUUAGGCAGAUUUCAUAGUCUCAGUGAAGCUCUCUCAGACACAUCUGUCUAAAACUGUAUAACUCCUCUCCCUUGACCCUCCCUGUAGAAGGCAGAAUGAUGCACACCGCCCCCCCAAUGUCCUCUUCCCAAUCCCCAGAAUCUGUGACUAUGUUACUUUACAUGGUAAAAGACUCUACAGAUGUGAUUAAAUUAAGGAUCUUAAGAUGGGGAGGUUAUCCUGGAUUCUGGUGGGCCCAAUGUAAUCACAAGUGUCCUAAUAAGAAGGAGGCAGGAGGGUCAGUCAGAGGAAGAGAAGUGAUGAUGCAAGCAGAGGUUGGAGUGAGGGCCAGGGGCCAAAGAAUGCAGGCACCCUCUAGACGCUGAAAAGAACAAGGACUGGAUUUUCCCCUGGAACCUCCAGCAGAAACUCAGCCUUUGGUUUUAGACCCCUAAGAUCUAUUUUGGACUUUUGACCUUCAGAACUGCAAAAUAAUAAAUUGGUGUGUUUUUUAAGCCACUAA
Molecule: messenger RNA, 2932 nt
Organism: Miniopterus natalensis
Lineage: Eukaryota; Metazoa; Chordata; Mammalia; Chiroptera; Miniopteridae
Source: RefSeq, a predicted model, not a curated record